AUGAUAUCAGUUCAACCUCAUGAGGAAGCUCCCAGCCUGGCUCAGGAUCGCUCGGCUAUCAUGGAUGACGACGCAGAACAUAUGGUCCAGCAAGUACAAGCGGCAGCAGGCGAGAGUACCGCAUCAGUCUUGCCAGCUCCAGACUCACAGGCCACGAGGGCUGAGGACAGGUCUUUGAUGAAUACCAGCUGGGUAGCGCAAGAUCCUGCAUCAGUGUCGCCCUACAAUUACCAUGAUCAGAGAAUGGUUGCACCUUAUGUUGGAAGAGAUCCGCCUUCGCUACCAGCGACAAACUGGCUGCCGUAUACUAACGGAAUGGAUUGGGACUUCGACUUUUAUAUGACUCAGGCGUUAAACAACUUCUCUCCAAUCAUGGGAAUGCACCAAUCUACUAUCUGGUCGCCCACCAGUGGCAAUCCUCUGGACAAUAACAACAUCAAUACCAACACGAGUCCUGAAGGUGGGAGUAAGGGGUCUGUUGCAGAAGAAUCUCCUGCGGUGUCUAUUACCAACUCUGCGACAUCUUCAAAACGGCAUGGAACAUUCUAUGCUGACGGAGAAGUGAGCCGACUGGCAAGACACCGCAACGCCGAAAUCUCACACAUAGGUAUCAUGGGAAAUGGACUUGACUUCAGUCCUAUCGAAACAGAACCGCUAAACACAGAAACUUCUUUUCGGCCAAUCAUUCCACACCACACUUACAACCGCAUACUGGAACGCUUCGACGACUUAUGCAUGACUGAAAACCUAGUCCUUUUUUUCGAGAGAUUCCGAUCUGACCGCUUUCCUUCUCGCCAAGCUCUGGAAACAUGUAUCGAGUCUUACUUUGAAAACACCAGCACGAUAUUUCAGGUUGUCCACCAGGCAACAGCAACACUAGAGGGCGAGAGCGACUGGAUUCUUUGUUUGGCGUUGGCUGCCAUGGGUGCUGCCACGUCAUCGUCUGUACCAUUGGUGACCAAUGCUGAGGCCUUGAGGACCUUCCUGCAGCGAGCCAUCAUCACACGAAACAUGUUCGUUGAACGCACCAGAAGCGUGCCAGAGCUUUCUUUCAUGCAGGCUUGUAUCAUCUAUGAUGUACUAGAGCUUCAUUUACAGCAUAACAUCAAUGAAGAGGCCUUGGCUGGCACUCGAUCAUUCUCAGAUCACUGCACCAACGUCAAGAGAUCUCGUUGGCUGAAUUUGCACGAGCCACUUUGGGACGACACUUGGACAGAAGAAAAUUGGAAAGCAUGGGCCCAUCGCGAAAGUCAGCGAAGAGUGGCAUACUGUGCAUGGCAGCUUGACAGUUGGUACUUUUUGACAUCUGGCAAAAAUCUCUCUGCAAACUUCUCCCUUGGCGAUGUUCAGACAAACCUGCCUGUUCAUGAAGCUUUGUGGGUGGCGACAUCGCUGGGAGAAUGGAUGAAUCUCAAGGCAACGCACAAACAGCCGAUGGGCUUGACCCCCUUGCUAACGUCGAUCUAUCAGCAGCAGCCGCUUUCCCAGGAGCUCGGUGACUUCGCACAGACGAUCGCCGUCCAUGCAGUCUGCCGGCGGACAAUGGAAGUGGGAUCCCACAUCCUCGAUCCGUUGGCCGGCCUUGACGCGGGGCAACAACAGCGCGGCGAGUCCGUUAGAGACAUCUAUUGGCUGCCCUCGGAUCCGGAGUACCAAAAGUGGCGCAACAAAGCUCUGGAUUGUCUGGACACCUUACACUGGGGAACGCACGGUGUCAUAGCUCGCCUCCAAGGUCUCGAGCCACCGGCAGUCUUGCACUUGCAUCUGUCGCGAUUGGUCCUGCUGGUUCCUUACCAAGACGUUUAUGAUCUAAUGUCCGAAGUCGUCUCAUCACACGGCAACAGUUCAUCAUUCGCUCAUGGUGGUAACUCUCGCUCGCGACGAGAAGAUCUUGUAGCCAAGAUUUGGUUGUGGAUCUCCAAAGAUCAUUACAAAUCCAGACUAGCUAUUGUGCACGCUGGAGCUAUGUUUUGGUACAUUCGGCACCACGGUACAGGCAACAUUCUUGAGCCUACCAGUCUCUUCAUGUCUAGCGUCAUAUUGUGGGCUUACGGUUCUUUCGUGCCCCUUUUGCAAGCCUCGACCGACGAACAUCAUCCUGCAACUUCUCGUGUGGACACGGAUGAGGAAUACGACCCGAAGAUGAUACAGAUUGAUCGGCCUUGCGACGAUGAGCUCAUUCAAAUAUUCAUUCGCAGAGGAAACUCCAUGCAGCCGCACAUGUUGGGCGUAGGGAAUAUCUGCCAGCCCGGUGGAGCGCUCGGUGUGCUCAAGGUUGGUGCAAGACUGAUCAAGAAUCGAUGCUCUGCAUGGCCGAUCUCCAAGACAUACGAGAAUCUGCUUCUUCAUUGCGCUCAGGUAUCGGCGAGGACUUCAUAG
This is a messenger RNA of Aureobasidium uvarum, 2379 nucleotides long. The record is from the annotation of a GenBank genome assembly. Lineage: Eukaryota; Fungi; Ascomycota; Dothideomycetes; Dothideales; Saccotheciaceae.